Molecule: messenger RNA, 1630 nt
Organism: Etheostoma spectabile (orangethroat darter)
Lineage: Eukaryota; Metazoa; Chordata; Actinopteri; Perciformes; Percidae
Gene: tafa3a
Product: TAFA chemokine like family member 3a
Exons: 5
Coding region: 500-898 (132 amino acids)
Molecular function (GO): receptor ligand activity
Source: RefSeq, a predicted model, not a curated record
CACACACACACACACACACGCACCCAUCUGCUCUUUCUCAUCCCUCGGACACCUCAAAUCCAUUUCUCUAACUGCAUGAAGACGUUGCCAUCAGCCAACUGCACCCUGGAAGGAGGACUGUAACGGGGAAAAGACGCUUAGAUGCUUGAAUCCUGAAAGUAUGAGUGACGGUGCAGCGUGUUGUCCAGCUGCUGUGGCGCUCUGGAGGACGGGAAGUUGAGAGUCAGAGCCGGUGGAACAGCAACUUUUGUAGACUUUUCAAUCCCGCCGCCCGCAAGUAGCCAGCAGCCCCAAUUUAGACUUCUUUUACGCAGGGAUUGUGCGUCUGGAGAGCUUUGACAUUAGACCAGUCUUUUAGGUUAUGUAUUGUCGAGGGCGUCUCGAAACGACAAGGAAAUGGCAUUUCUGUGAAGAAGAGGUGUCUUGUUUUUUGUGGUUGACAAUGGAGAAUAAAUGAAAGGGACCGUUUCUGGGGAUUAAUUGACAGCACAACGACAGAAUGCGGGAAAGGGACCUACAGAGCAUGUGCAGAAGGGCGCUGCUGCUGACUGUCUGUAUGGUGUCUCUGUGGGGACAACUGACCAGCGCAUCGUCACACAGAAGCCACAUAGUUCAUGUAAAAGCGGGAACCUGUGAGGUAAUUGCCGCACACCGAUGCUGCAACAAGAACAAGAUCGAAGAGAGAUCCCAGACUGUCAAGUGCUCCUGCUUCCCUGGACAGGUGGCGGGAACAACAAGAGCGGCUCCAUCUUGUGUAGACGCAUCCAUAGUUGCACAGAAGUGGUGGUGCCAGAUGCAUCCCUGCAUGGAUGGGGAAGAGUGUAAAGUGCUGCCAGAUCUCAAAGGAUGGAGCUGCAGUACAGGAAACAAAGUUAAGACAACCAAGGUCACACGAUAGUCGUCUGUUUCCAGGAUUCCCUUGUUUGGUACCAGACAUUUGUUUCUUUGACCAACGCUGCAGGACAUUUGGAGGCCAUAUGUUUUUCGAGGAUUGGCUGAAACCAGGGACCGACGGGGACAAUGAUCACGGACAUUCCACUGAACGAGUGGAGGAAACGGAACAGGGAGCAUUAACAGUAGCUGUAUCUGAACUCUACUUCCCACCAAAUGUCUCUUUGUAUAAUAGAUGUAUUCAUAUGGACUCCAAGACUCAACUAUGAAGAUAUUUAUUGACUAAAAGACUGUGGAUUACACCAGAAAAAAAAUUCACCCUCAAAAACAAAAUGUGAUGUGAAGCUUUUGUGUUAUUUUCUUGCCACAAAGAGCCCUGGGACUCGUGAUGCAUAUCUGUGUUGAAGAUCUAGUUAGAUCAUAAGCAUUUUCAUUCCUUUUAGCCUUAUGGAGCAGAGAUACCUCUUCUCUUUCUUUUCUUUUUGUUGUUGAUUUGAAUCUACCAAGUGUUUGGCUUUCUUAAGUUUGUUAGGAUGUCAUGUCUUCUUUUUAAAGACAAAAGACGAUGCCGCAACAAUGAAACCUAGAAGAAAUGUAAUGAAGAAUUGUCAACACAGCUUAGUUCAGCCAAAUGUUUUAAUGGUAUCUGUUGUUUUCAAAGCCUGGUGACUACCAUUGAUUACAAAUGUCAAUAUUAUCUCAAUAAAUCUAACUCAAUGGAUAUUGCUGUUCAGGAAAA